CGAUUCCAUUCGAUUCGUUGAUUUCUUAAUGAAACGUAUCACACUUUUCUUGACGACACUCACUCGCUUGAUUUUCGCAAGGCAUUGAAUUAAAUUAAGAAGGUGUAUACAUAUGCAAAACCACAACCACUGUGGUGGCGAAAAAUAGCGAGGAUUUUUGCUAUAAUUUAUCACACAGAUAAAUAAGUAGCAGGAGGCAGGGUGCAUAUGCCGUUUAGCUCUUCUUGGAGGUUCUUUCUUGGUUAGUUUUUUGGUGAAUGACUAAUCUCCUCAAAGAAAAAAGAGUGUAUGGAAUGGAUGGAAGAAGAAAGUAAAGUGCUGCAAUUUGUCUGUUUCUUCUUCGUUACGUGUAUCCGACAUGACUGACUAUCCGUUAUUGUGAUAUUAAAAGGUGGAUUUACUAUACGGAGUGGAGACAGGAUCAGCGUAAUAUCAUCCAUUCAACACGUUUUAUUUCAUUCCGUUUUAAGAAAGAGUGUGGAAUAAAAAGUCUGUUGAGGAGAGGAACAAGAAAAGAUUUAGAAAGAAUCAUCCUUUGUGUGUGACGGAUUCCUGCUCAAAGUCACACUUUUGACUAAAAUCUGUGCCAAAGUUUUAAUCAAGAAGAGAAUAAGUACAUGCGAAAUUUAGAGGUUGCUUAAACAAUGCGAGAAAUGUACGUUGUGUUUGUAAAAUAAAAGUGUGGUGGAAGAAUUCUUGAAAUAAAUUAUGGAUGUUUUUUAUGGUUGAGUGUGAAAAAGUGAAAAAUUCAUUUUCAAGUGAAAUGUUGACUUGUUUAAUAAGUUUUUAUUUAAGAAAGCGACGGGUUGUUUUUGGAAAUAUACUUUGUUUAAGAUAAAAUACGAGUUUUAGUACUUAUUGUUCAAAAAUGGAUAACAGAAGUACGGGUCAAAGUUCGUCGAAAUUGACAAAAUCGGGGAAUAAUUCAACCUCUGCGUUAAUGACCCCACCCACGACGCCCUGUUCGAGUAAAGGAAUUGGUAAUAAUAUGCCAAAAAAUGGGAGAGAUUCGUCUACAGGAAGUGGACCACGAUUGAUUGUGGAUUUCUCAGAUUUAACCGUCCCAGUUCCAACCACGCCGAGAAGUCUGCAACCGGAAGAAUUGAGACGAUUAUUUCUAGUCUCGUUGGAGAAAAUGAUUACUCUCGAACCGGAAUCUUUACCAUUUAGACAACCUGUUGAUCCUUUGGCUCUCGGAAUACCCGACUAUAAUGACAUAAUUCGAAAACCCAUGGAUUUGCAAACCAUCCGGAUCAAGAUGAAUUUAUUGAAAUACACCGACCCCUGGAUGUAUGUCGAUGACGUCCUUUUGAUGAUGGAUAACGCCUGGGUUUACAACCGACCUGCCUCAAGAAUCUUCCAUUAUUGUGAAAAGUUAUCUGAAAUCUUCCAACAAGAAAUUAACCCCACGAUGACCCGACUGGGUUAUCGCCACGGACGAAUUCACCAAUUCAAUUCUCAAACUCUGUCCUGUUUUGGUCGUCCGGUCUGUCUCAUUCCGAGAAACGCGACAUAUUACAACUUUCUCAGAUUCCACCUGUGCGAAAAAUGCUACUCUGCCAACAUGCAAGAAGACGGGAUAAAACUUCCCUGGCAGAACAAUGUAACGGUCGACAAAGAAAACUUUAUCAAACUCCACAACGAUGCGGAAAACUCGUACUCGCCAGCUGCCGAAAUGCACCGAGCGUAUCAGCGCGAUGCUCAGAUGUCUCGGCAACUCGUUAUCAGAGAAUUCCUCAAAUUACUCUCCUCCUCCACCGUCCAUCCCGACAAGAAGAAAAACGUGCGGAAAAUGUUGCGUCUGAAUGGCCAGUUGAGGUCGGAAUUCGUCCAGUAUUUCCACCAAGAGACGGAAGCCUACCUCCUCACACCGACCGAAGUGGAGAGGAUUAAACAACAAUUAAGGAUUAUCGAAGAGGGCGAAAGUAGCAGUAAUCAACCCGACGUCGUACAAAAGAUUAAGCAGACGAAUUCAUCCACAUCGUCGUCAGAUUCUUUGGAUAAUAAUAAUCUCGAAGACAAUCGUCGUCACAGUCGUGACGACCAAAACCACGCCAUUCUUGACGUCGACCUCGAGCAGGAGGAAGAUGGCGACGAAGAAGAAGAUAGCGAAACUCGGGGUAGCAAUGAGAGGAGAAGUAGUUCGACAAAUAAUAAUAAUAAUUCUGAAGGUGACCUUGAUCCGGGGAGGUCAACGUCAAAUUCACACUUGUUGACUGGUAGUGGGGUCGAAUUGGAGUCGAGUAGUGGUAGCAGUAAUUGUAGCACGCUUUCUUCACUUAAGUCGCUUAAUUAGUGGAUUCGACUGGAUUUUAAGUUAAGAGAUGUUUGUGCAUUUGUCCAAGUUAUAAGUUAUCAAAAUGUGUGUUAUCAAAAAAUGUCUUCCAACGACUAAAAUAACGUCAUGCCUUCAAGUAAGUGAUUCCACUCAAAAUUACUAAAUCUAUUUUACUUCUACUUCAAUUUCCCAUAAUUUAUAAGGACGAUUUACCCACUUUUGUUACAAUUUAUCCUCUAUCUAUUUUGGAUACAAAUUUUACCUCAUUUACAUAACUUUCUUAUUUUAUUACUAAUAAAUAUGUGUAAUUAUGUGUCUUCACAAUCAUUCUUGUUAUUUAUCUAUAUCAGGUUGUAAAUUAUACGAUUAUUUGAUUCCUACAAAAGUGAGACGGCAUGUAAUAAAGAUGUAUUUUGGAGAAA
Molecule: messenger RNA, 2700 nt
Organism: Folsomia candida
Lineage: Eukaryota; Metazoa; Arthropoda; Collembola; Entomobryomorpha; Isotomidae
Exons: 8
Coding region: 869-2296 (475 amino acids)
Molecular function (GO): protein binding
Source: RefSeq, a predicted model, not a curated record